UGAGAGAUUGCGUCAUGUCGUUUGUGAGCCGUUUCGCCUCGCCCCUCUCGGCCCUGUCGCCCGUCAUGAGCCGGCGGGUGGCUUUCCCGUUGGCGUCGCAGCACCGGUCAUUCACCAAGAUGUCGUCCUUCACCAAGCCGCCGGUGCGCGUGGCGGUGACGGGAGCUGCCGGCGCCAUCGGCUACGCCCUCAUUUUCCGCGUCGCGUCAGGGCAGAUGCUGGGCGCAGAUCAUCCCGUCAUACUGCACCUCAUCGAAGUCCCGCAGGUGGGUGCGCCGUGCCGUGCAGGCAGCAGACAGACAGCCCGACAAGCAGCCGACAGCACAGCAGCCUUCCUGUCAAAUGAUUUGUGUGUCAUGGCUUGGCUUGGCUUGACAAUGUCAGGUGGAGGCGAAUUUGAAGGGCGUCAAGAUGGAGCUGGACGACUGCGCCUUCCCGACCCUGAAGGGCGUGGUGUGCACGAGCGACCUGGAGGUGGGCUUCGGCGACUGCGAGUACGCCAUGCUGGUCGGCGCCAAACCCAGAGGGCCAGGCAUGGAAAGAUCGGACCUGCUCAAGGUAGGCUACCUACACACGUGGACACACAUUAUAUGCAGGCCCUUCGAUGAACAGACACACGUACACUCCUUCCCUUGCUGCAUUGUUUAUGUUGUGUCUCGUGUGUCGGUCGUUGUGGUCAGGACAACGGCAAGAUCUUCACGGGCCAGGGCAAGGCGUUGAGUGCGGCUGCCAAGCCGAGUUGCAAGGUGCUGGUGGUGGGCAACCCCGCCAACACCAACGCCCUCAUCGCCGCCCACAACAGCAAGAACAUCCCCUUCGAGAACUUCACCGCCAUGACCCGCCUGGACCACAACCGGGCCCUGACGCAGAUAGCCCAGAAGGCCAAGUGCGACGUGGAGGACAUCGACAAGUUCUGCGUGUGGGGUAACCACAGCCCCACCAUGUACCCGGACCUCUCACACGCAACCAUCAAGGGCACACCAGCCAAACAAGGUACGGACAGACGGCCGAAUGCUGGGAUGGAUGGAUGCACACCGACAAACGCACACACCUCGGUCGUGUCGUGUGGUGUCCGUCCUUCUCCCUUGCUUCCCUUGGUCAGUGAUCAACGACGAGUCGUGGAUCAAGAACGAGUUCUACCCCACAGUGCAGAAGCGCGGUGCGGCGGUCAUCGACGCGCGCAAGGCGUCCUCAGCGGCGUCGGCGGCGAACGGUGCUUUGGAGCACAUCCGCGACUGGGCGUUGGGGACGGGUGGCAAGUGGACGUCGAUGGGGGUGGUGUCUGACGACACGUACGGGCUGCAGAAGGGGCUGAUCUACAGCUACCCCGUCACGUGUGCCAACGGGGUGUGGACCAAGGUGACGGGGCUGCCCGUCGACCAGCACAGCCACGACAUGAUGCAGCACACACUCAACGAGCUCGUCCAGGAGAGGGACAUGGUCAAGGACAUGCUGUGAGCCAGUCAUCUGAGUGAGGG
Molecule: messenger RNA, 1478 nt
Organism: Vitrella brassicaformis
Lineage: Eukaryota; Vitrellaceae
Source: the annotation of a GenBank genome assembly